Molecule: messenger RNA, 393 nt
Organism: Protopolystoma xenopodis
Lineage: Eukaryota; Metazoa; Platyhelminthes; Monogenea; Polystomatidea; Polystomatidae
Source: the annotation of a GenBank genome assembly
AUGCGGCGUAUUUCGCAUUCUUCUGGCUGUGCCAUUCUUGUUACUAACCAUUCUCUUGUUCGUAGUCAUCCAGAUCAUUCAGUUGACCCGAUUCGCGACUCCUCCGAUAAUCAAACCUCCAGCCAUAAUAAGCCGUCGCUACCAUUACCGUGUCUUGGAGCUUCUUGGGCUCGCCGAGCCUCUGAUACUCGACUGCAUUUUGCUCGGAUCGAAUCGGCUACAAAUGCUUAUCAACCGUCCGGGCUGCGUAUACACAUUAUGAAAUCGCCUCGAAUCUCGUGCCGAACCGUGGGUCCACUAAGGCCUACUUCUUUGACCAGCGCAUCUACUGCUACAGUUGGACAUGAUGCUGGCCAAGUUGACUUGCCUUUUCCAUUAUACGGCUUUAACUGA